UCCAGGAAUCAGGAUAGCCUUAUCAGCUGCCAAAAACCUUUACACGUAUCCUCCACCGAAACUCUCUUUGUCUCUGUCUCCUCUCCGGUCCGGAGAGACCAAAAUGGCCUUCUCAGCUUCCCUCUCCGCUCCAGCUCGCUUCCACAACCACCCACACCUUCUAGCAUUCUCUCCUAAACCCACACCAACGAUAAGACCCACCAAGCCCACAACCCCAUUCGCCAUCCCACCUCUCUCCACCGCCGACGUCGCUGCCACCUUCGACGGCACCACCGUCGCUGUUAUAGGAGGAGGCUCCGUCGCCGCCCUCGCUGCAGCGCUCUCCCUGACGGACCCAGAGAAGCGGCGCCGCCUCCAGGCCGAGGAGGUCGGCGGGGACGACAAGGAGGUUGUGAGAGAGUACUUCAACAACACGGGAUUCCAGAGGUGGAAGAAGAUCUACGGCGAGACUGACGAAGUGAACCGGGUCCAGAGAGAUAUCAGGGUCGGCCACUCCAAGACCGUCGAGAAUGCCAUCAAGAUGUUGACCGAUGAAGGUUCGCUUCGAGGUGUCACUGUGUGCGACGCUGGUUGUGGGACGGGUUCUUUGUCAAUUCCGCUAGCCAAGGAGGGCGCCAUUGUUUCGGCCAGCGAUAUUUCGGCUGCUAUGGUUGCUGAAGCCGAGAAGCAGGCAAAGGAGCAGCUUGUAGCAGGCAAGGAUGAGCUCUCGCCGGCACCAGUGAUGCCAAAAUUUGAAGUGAGCGAUUUAGAGAGCUUAGAUGGGAAGUAUGACACAGUGGUCUGCCUAGAUGUUUUGAUUCAUUAUCCACAGAAUAAGGCAGACGGGAUGAUUGCCCACCUUGCUUCAUUGGCAGAGAAACGAUUGAUUCUGAGCUUUGCACCAAAGACAUUUUAUUAUGAUCUACUGAAGAGAGUGGGAGAGUUGUUCCCAGGGCCUUCAAAGGCAACGAGGGCAUAUCUCCAUUCAGAGGCAGACGUGGAGAGGGCAUUGCGAAAGGUUGGGUGGAGGAUAAGAAAGAGAGGCCUCACCACUACACAAUUUUACUUUGCAAAGCUUGUUGAGGCUGUUCCUGCAUAAUGAGGAAGAGAGGUUAGAUAUAAGUUUUGUCGUAGAUCUAUUUGCUCUGUUUCUAGGAACAGUUAGGAACUUCCUCCAACUAUGAUGUAAAGCCUGAGUUUUUCCGUGUAUGUUUGUUAUUCUCUGCUUGUAUUAAUGGAUUCAUACAGUGUAUAGCAGAUGUCAAUGUAUUAAACUUUUGAUGCAAUUUGGCAAAAUAUUGUGGUGUUUAUCUGAA
This is a messenger RNA of Alnus glutinosa, 1295 nucleotides long. Its product is annotated as magnesium protoporphyrin IX methyltransferase, chloroplastic. Gene Ontology annotation, molecular function: magnesium protoporphyrin IX methyltransferase activity. Gene Ontology annotation, biological process: chlorophyll biosynthetic process. Lineage: Eukaryota; Viridiplantae; Streptophyta; Magnoliopsida; Fagales; Betulaceae. The record is from RefSeq and is a predicted model, not a curated record. The transcript has 2 exons. Bases 104 to 1078 code for a protein of 324 amino acids.